Molecule: messenger RNA, 3620 nt
Organism: Tigriopus californicus
Lineage: Eukaryota; Metazoa; Arthropoda; Copepoda; Harpacticoida; Harpacticidae
Gene: Wdr24
Product: GATOR complex protein WDR24-like
Exons: 13
Coding region: 701-3547 (948 amino acids)
Biological process (GO): positive regulation of TOR signaling
Molecular function (GO): protein binding
Source: RefSeq, a predicted model, not a curated record
CACUCACUCUGGCCAAAACUGACGUAGUGCCAACUUCAGUUAGUAACCAAGUAUGUGUACAUGUUUGAAGGGGUUGGGGUUCUAGAGUUGGAGACACGAAAACGGCUGUUACAUGGUCAGUCAUCAGCCCUAUUUGCCGUUCACCCUCGAGGAACUGUCCUCCAUUCGUGAUCCCAAGGUCCUGGAUCACUGGCUUCACACCAAAGUCAGGGUUUUAGGGCAUAUCACUUUAGCUAACCAGGUCUGCCAUACACUGACCCUCAAUUCCUUAGGGGAGGAAAUCAGGACGACCCUUCAAGUGGAUUUCAGGCAAUUGGAAGGCCAUUCGUUGCUCAAAUCGGGCGAGAUCGUCCAAAUCUUGGGUCAAGUCGGAUUUGUUGAGGAUCGAUUGUGGUUGCAAGCGCACCUUGUGAGAGAUUUUCAUGGAGUGGAUCCGUUAAGGUAUCAUCAAGCCAUCAAGAUUCAAUCCCGCUAUUGUCCUUUAAACGUGGAAAGCAAAUUGGAAUCCAGUUCGACUGGAGCAUCAGAUUCGUUGGUUCACGAUCGAUCUAAACUUCCCGAAGAGUUGGAUUCCCAACUUUUGGAGGAGUUAUUUGAUUUAGAGUUCACGAAUGUGCCCAAUGCUCAGGUGACGAAUGAUAUAAACGAAAGCAUCGAUCUGUUUGAAGACGAGGGAUAAGUUGAUAUCAUACUCAUCACCAUGGGUUUGAACACGUUCUACACUGGACCGGAGAACGCUCCCAAUGCCUUGGAUAUCAAUCGAGAGAACAACAAUGUCGUUAUUGCCGGCCGCAAUGUCUUCAAAGUGUUUGCCAUCGGCGAGUUUAGUUUAAAUGAACUUUUCAAUUUGCGGGCUGGUCGUAGCAUCAACUUGAACUACUCGUGUAAUGAUGUGGCUUGGAGUGUUUUCGACGAUAACCUUCUGGCCACAGCCGCUACCAAUGGGGCAGUGGUAUUGUGGAACCUGGGGAAAGCUGCCAAAUCAAAGCCUGACCAUAUAUUCACAGAGCACAAAAGAACUGUGAAUAAGGUUAGUUUUCAUCCAUCGGAUGGUGGCUUGCUUCUCUCGGGUUCCCAAGAUGGAACGAUACGUUUAUUUGACGUGAGGACCCGCGAAUGCGUCAUGAACUUCUCCAGCGGGAAUGAAAGCAUUCGAGAUGCCCAAUUCUGCCCUUUGCAACAUCAAACCUUCGCCUCGGCGGCCGAGAACGGGCGGGUGUCUGUUUGGGAUAUUCGUAAGUCUGAGAGACCCGAACGUGCUUGGAACGCCCACACCGAAUAUGUUUUUGCGUGUGAUUGGCAUCCGGAAUGUCGGAAUGUGAUUGCCACCGCUGGCCGGGACAAGACGGUGAAGGUGUGGAACUUGGACGAGGAUCGCGCCAAGUUGGAUGUCAAUAUCCAAACCAUUGGACCGGUUGGAAGGAUCAAAUGGCGACCCAACCAUCGGUUUCAGAUUGCCAGCUCGGCCUUAGCGUUGGAUUUUUCGGUCCAUAUUUGGGAUGUGCGACGACCUUGGAUUCCGACCUAUUCAUUUGAUCAACACAAGGACGUGACCACCGACUUCCUCUUCAAGGGAGAUUCCGAGGCACUUCUCAGCACGGGCAGAGACGGCUUGGUGUACCAUCACGCUUUCAAGGAUUGCAUCAUGCCAAUCGAAAGAACCAAUCCGAAUUCCUUGGCGUUUAACGUGUCUGGCGAUAUCACCCUAGCUUUCCUGGACAAGAACUCGAUGGCCGACUCUGCCACCUUAAUCACGAAUGAACCUGCCAUACCUCUCCCUCCUCCAAUGCCUCCCAUUGCUCUGACAUCGCCCAGUAAUGGUUCGGGUGCCUCAGCUGCGGCUAAUCCGGUCAUGUCAAAUGUCCAGCGAAAUAGCCUGACCUCAAGAGUAACCCAAACAGAACGCCUUUCAAAAAGAGGAAGUCCUGAGUCGUUGAGAGGUAGUCCCGAGCCAUCGAUGUCUUCCAUUGCAGUUUCCAUUACUUCAGGCGCAACAGCAAGUGGAAAUGCCGCAGCAAUGUCAAUGAAUUUUGGCUCAAGUUCGUCUUGGAAGACCGUGACAUAUAACAAAAACAGAUCCAAAAGGAAAGUGGUUAAGCCCAAGGAACCCAAAGACCAGAAAAGGGAGGUUCUACGGGGAACCAAGAGUAAAUUGAAAUUAUUUCAUUUGUCUGGGGGCGACAGAAAUCCAGUCACAAGUUCUACGAUAGCUGCCGAUCAAAACGUUGCGGCUGAGGCCAUUUCAUUAUUGGACCUGAACCCUGAUUUGGAUGAUAUUCUGACAGAUAAUAACUGGUUCAUCACUUGCGCACAAAACUACAUUUUCUCCGGCGAGAGCUUUGCUCAAAUGUGUGACCACAACGCAGAGGUGGCCAAGUCAGUUGAACUGGAGCAGAUCUCCGUCACUUGGGACAUCAUCAAAAUCCUUACCGGCGCAUUCGACUUCACUGAAGCUGAGAAAAGUGCCUCCGCUUACAUGCAAACCCUAAAUGCUCCAACGGAUGAGGCUCAUAUUCCAGCCGGGGCCGAAGCUGAUCAAUGGAUGAGGAACGCCUCAUCACGUCUUCGUCACAUGAGCGGCAUUGGUAGUAGCGUUGACAAGAAAGGCGAUCAUAGCGGAGGACCCGGUGGAGGCCGGAUUAUGACCCCUUUAGAGGGAGAGAGCGACAAUGAUAGCGAUGAGUCUCAAGAUGAGCUAGAGGGCGAGGAUAUGUUAGCCAAUAUUGCAAGUGGUCAAAUGCUCGGCGACUACAGACUCUCGAACAAUGAGGAUCAGGAUCUAUUUUUGGAGGAAUUCGUUUACCCUGACAUGGCACCGAUGAACGAGAGCACUUUAGAUUGGAAACUAAGAACCGAGGCUUUCGAACCCCGGCAUGAAUUGAACCAAGAUAUUCCGCAUGAUGAUGCAGCUGCAGAGCAAUAUGUGCUAAAUGGCAUGCAAACUUCUGAUAACCAGGGCAACGGAGACGAUGAUCCUUUAGUGUCCCUGAUGGAAAAUGUAACCGUAGAGGAUCAGACCAGUCAUUUGUUGUCCGUUCCACCUCUGGAGGAUAUUCCAAUGUGUGAUCAUGAUCCGUGCAUCAGAGACACAUUGAUCGAAUACGCCGAGUUGGGCGAUGUUCAGACAACGGUUAUGCUGUAUUUAGUGUUGGGCGAGAAAACCAAUGGUAUGUUCAACGAGGACGAAGUGGAAUUUUGGUUUUUAACUUACAUUGACUUGCUUCGAAGACUGAACCUUCACAACGAGGCCAAUACGAUUGUCAAGGCAUGCCCUUUGAAGUCGGUGCAUUCCUUGAAUUUGGACUCGACCGUGUACUACUCAAACUGCACGGUUUGUUCCCGAGCCUUGAAUCAAAAAGGGGCGUGGUUCUGCGACCGUUGUCGAUCCACACCCUUUCUGUGCUCCGUUUGUCAGAACACUGUCAGAGGCGUCUUCGUUUGGUGCCAAGGCUGCGGCCAUGGAGGUCAUUCGAACCAUUUGAAGGCUUGGUACAAGGAGAACAAGUUUUGUCCCAUGGGCUGUGGACACGCAUGUCAGUAUCAGUAACGGUUUAUUUAAAAGUGGAAUGGAUGUUGUACUAUAUAAAUAAGAUUGACAAAGAUAAAUAGUCGAAGCAAGA